This is a messenger RNA of Rhododendron vialii, 2007 nucleotides long. RefSeq names its product protein NRT1/ PTR FAMILY 7.1-like. The record is from RefSeq and is a predicted model, not a curated record. Gene Ontology annotation, molecular function: transmembrane transporter activity. Gene Ontology annotation, cellular component: membrane. Gene Ontology annotation, biological process: transmembrane transport. NCBI's taxonomy places the organism in Eukaryota, Viridiplantae, Streptophyta, Magnoliopsida, Ericales, Ericaceae. The coding region runs from base 78 to 1895 and encodes 605 amino acids. The transcript is spliced from 6 exons.
UCCCUUCCAACAUUCUUUCAGCACCGGUUUUCUGGUUUCCUUCCUUAUUUUUCCCAAGGAAACCUCAUUUGGAUCCAAUGGACUCAGUUAAUGCCUCCAAAAAGAUUGCGCCAAAGACUGGAGCAGACAAUGGCAACCCCAUAAACUAUGGCGACAAUAGGCAGAAGACGAUCAGAUCCCUUAGCAUUGGUGACUGCAUUAAGAGAAAGAGCACGGGAGGCUGGAACUCUGCAAUGGUAUUGCUAGCAAAUCAAGGCCUAGCAACACUAGCUUUUUUCGGUGUUGGUGUGAACUUGGUCUUAUUCUUAACACGAGUCCUCGGACAAGACAAUGCCAGUGCAGCCAAUAAUGUCAGCAAGUGGACCGGAACUGUCUACUUGUUCUCACUGGUUGGAGCAUUCCUAAGCGAUUCCUACUGGGGCCGUUACCUCACCUGUGCCAUUUUUCAACUAAUCUUCGUAUCGGGUUUGGUUCUAUUAUCUCUGGCGUCUUGGCUUUUCUUGAUCAAGCCUGAAGGUUGUGGCGAUGGGGAACAAGUUUGCAUGCCCGUUUCUUUGAUCGGCACUGCCUUAUUUUACUUGGCUACCUACUUAGUGGCCUUUGGAUACGGGGGGCAUCAACCCACCAUAGCGACCUUCGGAUCUGACCAAUUCGACGAGGCAAAUCCCAAAGAGAGGAGUUCCAAAGCAGCUUUCUUCUGCUACUUCUACUUUGCACUAAACGUGGGGUCUCUCUUUUCAAACACUUUCUUGGUCUAUUAUGAAGACAAUGGGAAAUGGACAAUGGGGUUCUGGUUAUCCACAGGAUCUGCCGUUAUAGCCCUCGUGUCUUUUCUGUUAGGAUCACCUGGAUAUCGGUACAUUAAACCGUGUGGCAACCCUUUGCCACGCGUCGCUCAGGUGUUUGUUGCGGCUGCUAGGAAAUGGCAUGUGGUUCCGGCUGAUGAGUGUCAGUUGUAUGAGGUGGAAGGGUCGGAGUCCGCGAUUAAAGGGAGCAGGAAGAUUCUUCACAGCAGUGAAUUUGGGUGUUUGGACAAGGCAGCAACCUCCACAGAGGAGGAUCAGAUCGGCCCGAUAAACCCAUGGAGACUCUGCACUAUAACUCAAGUCGAAGAAGCCAAAUGCAUCAUAAAAAUGCUCCCCAUUUGGCUCUGCACCAUCAUAUACUCGGUCAUCUUCACCCAAAUGGCUUCCCUCUUCGUUGAGCAAGGUGCAGUGAUGAACUCCCACAUUGGAACUACCAACUUCCAUCUCCCUGCAGCAAGCAUGUCCGCUUUCGACAUCUGCAGCGUCCUCAUCUUCACCGGCAUUUACCGCCAAAUCCUGGUCCCACUAGCCGGCAGACUCAGCGGAAACCCCAAGGGCUUAACCGAACUUCAACGAAUGGGAAUCGGACUUGUCAUUGGAAUGCUAGCUAUGGUUGCAGCCGGAGUCACAGAACUAGCAAGGCUUAAGCAUGCGAUCCCCGGUAAAAAUUCCAGCUCUCUAAGCAUAUUUUGGCAAAUCCCACAGUACGUGCUCGUGGGGGCAUCGGAGGUUUUCAUGUACAUAGGCCAGUUGGAGUUCUUUAAUGGGCAAGCGCCCGAUGGGAUAAAGAGUUUUGGUAGCUCGCUUUGCAUGGCAUCGAUUUCUCUAGGGAAUUACGUUAGUAGCAUGCUUGUGAAUAUGGUCAUGUCAGUAACGGCAAGAGGGGGUAGUCCCGGUUGGAUACCGGAGGAUCUGAAUAGGGGACACAUGGACCGGUUUUACUUUCUUAUCGCGGUGCUGACUGCAGCUGAUUUAGUGGUGUAUGUCUAUUGUGCUAAAUGGUACAAGUGUAUCAAUGUGGAGGAAAACAGCAAGGUGGGAAUUCAGAAUGAUGGAGAUGCAGAUGAAGGAAUGCUGAGUAGAGUUUGAACUUGCUUUUUUGGAAUAAUCAGGUUUUAGAAUUAUGCAUUCUCUUUUCAUGGUUGGAUUUGAAUGAUAAUAAGGUUGCCAUAUAUGCAGAGUUCUUAUCUGGUUUAAUGAG